AUGAAAUAAGGAAAAAAGAAACAAAAAUAAAAAAGUUCUUUAGAUGAAAGAUUUAUUGAAUUCUAUAUUUAAGUUAGAAUACUUUGUGAACAACACUUUGUUAAAUUCAAUAGCGCCAUAAUUAAUAUCAUAUUGAUAUUUUCCACCCUUUAAGAAUUAAGCUUUUUAUUGUUGAAUUAUCAAGAUGAAUUUUACAAAAAGGGAAUCAAUUUCUUCACUUUUAUUAGAGAAAUUUCUUUGGCAUCUCGAUUAAGAUUAAGCUUAAAUGAGCAAUUUAAUGAAUUGAGUUAUUUAAUACCCUUAUGCAUCACAAUACUUUAUCAGAUUCUACUGAUAUAUUUAUUUAUAAUGUCUUUGGGAAAAAAUAAAAAGUAGCAUAGAUUAAGAGAAUUUUUGAAAAGUUAAAAUAGAUUAAUUUAAGUUCUUUUAAGAAUUUUAUCAUAUUUUCAUUCAUUGAUGUAUUACAUUACUAUAAUUCCUUUGACAGAAUUAGCAUUGAGCUCCAUAUUCUAAAAUACAAAAAAUUCGUCCAUCAACAUGAUUAAUUUGUCAUUUUCAAUAAUAACGCUUAUCUUGGUAUUAGGGAAUUUUUUGAUUCAAUUAUUUUGUAAUUUAGAAUCAAUCUCUGUUACUCCUCAAAAUUUAUAAUUGCUGUAAGUUACCUUUAGUAAUUAUUGGAAAUCCUUAUCGAAUCUAAUUAUUUUAGUUAUUGAUCAAAUGGACAGUUCUCCUCUAACCAAAUUCUAUCUAAUUUUCAGUAUAAUACUAGUCAAGCAAGUUAGUAAUUUUUGGGCUUUGAUAUGGAGUUAUCCCAAUUUGCAUAAUCGAUAAAAAAUUGAAGUGUAAUGUAAUUUUUUUCAAAUAACACUGGCCAUAAUAUUAUUCAUCAACCAAGUUUCCAAACAAAAUCAAAAUACAUAUGAUGUGUUAUUAAUCUUAUUGAUUUCACCAAUUUUAAAUGGAAUCAUUUAGAGUUACCAAAUUAAAAUACAUGAAUCCUUAAUGGUGACUAAUAGUUCAAAAAUUACAGCUGAUAUGUUAUAAUAUAAAAUUGGUAAUAUCAUCCAUGAUUAUGGUUAUUUAUAAUCGAAUUACUUGCAAAACAAAAAGAAGAUGACAUAUAUCCAUCUAUUUAAAUAGACACACUAGGAUGAAUGUGAAGAUUCCAAAUGCAUAUGCAAGAGACAAAUACUUUCCUUUGAAGAUACCAUCAUAUUAUUCCUUAAAGAUUAGGUCAAGUACUUUGACAUAAUGAUUUCAAGAACAAAAGAUGAAUCUGCCCGUUAAUCAUUCUUCUUGCAUUACUUAUCUCUCAUUAACUAUCUAGGAUUGAAUACAAAGGCAUUUUAAUAAUCAAAUUUUUUAGCUUAAAUUGACAGCGAACAGAUCUAAUUUAGUUCAUCUGCUACUAAUUUAGUAAACUAAAAAUUUUAUCGAUAAUAAAGUGAGAAAAAAGAUGUAAACAAUAGUUAAGAAGUUAAGAGUCAUUCACUAUAGAAAUCAAAAGUAGGAGGAGAUAAAAAUACAUAAAGUACAACUCAUAUUAGAUUAAACAAUUUGGGAUUCAUCAUAAAAUAAAAGCUUAAUCUAGUUUAAGAAUAGAUCAAGUAAUCUAUGAGCAUAGGAUUUUCUAAAUAGUCUGCUCAACUUUCGGAGAAUUUAGAACAUGCUGUUAAAUUAUUUCUGCAAUCUGAAGAAAACAAUAAAAAAUUAAGAAAAAAAGUAGUUAAGAUGAUAAAUAGGAAAAGGGAAUUCUACAAUAAUUUAAAUCAAUUAAGCAAUGAUAUUAUUAUUUUUUAAGCUGGUAAAAAAUUACUUAUUCAAAUGAACGAUCUUGAAGAUUAGUUAUACAAAUUAUAUGAUCAGUUUCCAAGUUAAAAGAUGCAAGCACUCAAUACAUUUUAUUAAUCCGAAAUUAUGAAUAAUUAUUUUUCUGCUUAUAAAAUAGCAACCAUCGCUUCCAUUUCAGAUGAAAAAUUGUUGAAAAUGUAGUCCUCAACUAAUUUUGACCUAUUUUCUAAUAAAAUCGAUUAUCUCAUCAUAGGAUUUGAUUAAAAAUCACAUAAAUUAGCAAUUAGAAGUGGUUCAAAUAUGAUACACCAAUUUUUUGGAUUAUCCUAAGAUUCCUUUAAAAUGAUCUCCUAAAUCAAUGCAAUACUACCUUAAGGAUUUGAAACAGUACAUGAAAAAUUAGUUGCCAAUUUUCUGUAACAUGGAGUAUCAAAAUACUUCAGAUAAAUUAACUUGAACUUUUGUUAAUACCAGUAAAGCUUUAUUAAAACGAUAGACUUCUUUUAUGACAUCAAUUUUAUGAAUUUGGAUGACUUAACUUUUGCUUGCUUUCUAUAAAAUGUUGAAACUCAAAGUGUCUAUCUAUUUUCCUUAUCUAAUCAUAAGGUGUCAGGAAUCUCAAAAAACUUUAUUAAUAAAUUGAAUUACAGCAAUAAAUUAAAUAAAGAAUUGGCUUAAGCAUUUCAAAAAGUCUCUUUAAGCAAAGUCUUCCCUAAAAUUUCCUCAAUACUUGAGGUCAACAUAACUAGGGCAUCUGAUAUUAAUUAAGAUAUAGUGGAUACAACCUAAGUUAGUGAAUAUUCUUUACAGAUGUACAUUCCUUAAGCUUUGCUCUUAUAAAGCAACUAAAAAUUAAAUUGGGACAACUAGGAUCAUUUAGUUAACUAUUAAGUUGAUUGCGUUUUGCAUAUAAGAAAUUUCAAGACUGAAUUGAAUUAUAUAAUAAUUGAGAUCAAAGAAAUGAAAAAAUAAUCUAGAACAGAAGCCACAAUGCCUGAUCCAUAAAUGACAUUAGGAUAUAAUUCAAAUUAAGAUUUUGAAAGUUUGGAUGUCAUGGAAAUCGAGUAGGAAGAUAUAGAAUUUGCAGUUAAUAUGCCAAAAGCAAUAGAAUUAUAUGGAUUGUAAGAUCAACCUGAAAAUCUUGAUAAUUUAGACCAUUUUGAUUAAUUUGAAUACAACGUGAAAAAAUUAAGGGCUAAUGAUAAAAGCAUGAAUUAAUCUUAUUAAUAACCAUAUCAAAAUUAAUCAAUGAUGAGUCCUAAAGAUAGUGGGUUAAGACUGAUAGAGAAUAAAAACCCAGAUUUUAAUGUAACUUCAAUUUAAAAUAAGCAGUAUCUAAAGAAAUAAUAAUUUUUUAAGUCAGACGAAUAAAAUGAAUAAGAAGACUAUUCUUCAUCUUUUCAAUAAAGUAGUGAAAUAAAAAAAAAUCAGAUAAUUGAAAAUUAAAUUGAUAAACUUUAAUAUGAUGAUAUAGAUUAGGAAUUAUAAGAAAACAUAAGAAUGCAAAUGUAAAUGGACUCCAAAGAGUAGCGAAUAGUUCACAUUGAUGACAUUGGAUCAUAAGUAAGUUCAAUAGCAGGAUUAAAGAAAUCAAAAUACUCUAAAAAGUAUGAUUUAAUUGAAAAAUUGAUAAACUCAACUAAGUUUUCAAAAAAUUUUAAAAUAAUGUUUGUAUUUCUGACAAUUAUGUUAAGUUUAUUUUUAGUUUAUAGUGGGAUUAUGCUCUAUUAUUCAAACGAUGAUUUGGUCAGAUUUUUGGAAGAGCUGGAUUUAAUUUAAAUAAAAUCUAACAUUAUUGGACCAGUUAAUAAAUACAUUGAUGCUUAGAAUUCAUUGACAACUUAUAUUGUACUAAUGUUAUUGUACCCUAACAUCACUAUUACAACUUAGAUUUAAAAAAUGCAGUAUUCAAUCAAGGAUAUAAAUUAUACUUACAUUGAACUCAAGGAUAGUUUUACUAAAUAAUUGUCAAAUCCUUAUUUGAAUCCCUUUUUUGAAGAUAAAUACUUCAACAUUAUGGUCGGAAAGUAUCCAAAUACAACUAAUUAUACAAUAUCUGCAAGAGAAUCCAUGUAUUUAUAUCUAGAGGCCUGUUACAAUUUUGUCAAUAUAGAUUAUUAUAAUAUCGUUACUUUAGAUUUAACUUAAGGGUUUUUGGUAUUCCUGUAUGGAAAUUAUUAAACAUUUGUAGAAUAGUUGUAGAUAUUAAACGAAGAGAUGGUAAACUACUCAAUAACUCGAUCAGGCACUGUAUCAGAUAAAUGGAACUACCUUCUGAUUCCAAUAAUACUAGUUUGUUUGCUAUUAUUGUUUAUUACCUUCUCAUUUUAUAAGGCUUAUCUAAAUUAAUACAAUAAUUUUCUUUAACUCUUCAGUUUUAUAGACGCUGUAUGGUUAUAAAGAGAUAUAGAUAGAUAUAGAGGGAUAGCCUCCCUAUUGAUUAAAGAUUCUGAUGUUUUAUUUAAAUAUUAGUUUGAUAUUGAUAUAAAGGAGAAAUUCUUAGCAGCAGAGGAUAUAAGGAAGGAGAAAAUUGCUUAGAAUUAAAAAAACAAUAAAUCAAAGUAAAAAGGCCAAAUUGCCAAUUUAAAUUAAAGAAUGUCAAUGUUGCCAUCAAUAUUAACAUUUACAUUGCUAUUUGGAAUUUGCUUUAUUUUUUGUUUUAUUACAAAUUCCUUGGGAAGAAAUUACUUUUAUAAGUAUCCAGAUACAACAACAUUUUUUAACUCCUUAUCAGACUUAUGCAUUGCAGUCAGUGGAAUAUUCUCUAUGAGAGAUGUUACGUAUUAUUAAAAGUUUCCAUUAACAAAUCUCUUUUACUUUUUUCCAGAUAAAAAUGCCACUUUUUUUGUGCAAAAUUUCUUUAAUUAGAUUGAAAUUAUCAACAAUUUCUUAUCUUUAAUAUCUGAAUUGGAUACAAAUAAAUAUAUAACAUCUGAGGAUUUCGUAUCAUAAAUGAAUCUGAUGAUGAGUUCUGAUGUGUGUUAAUUCUUGCCAGAUAAUAAAAUUGAGUUGGCUUAAAGUCAUUGUGAUGCCGUUUAUUAAGGAGUUUUGAGGAAAGGGUUUUAGGCUGCUGGUACAGAUAUAAAAAACAGUUUACUUAACGAGUAUGCUCAAACUAAUGGAUUUGCUCUUAAGGUAUAUACGACCUAGUAAGAACUUGAGGCUGGAUUGAUAUUGUAUGAUACAAUUUCAGUUUUGAAAUCGAAAUUUUAAAAUUAGUUGAAGAAGUCAACUGAUGAAUUGAUUUCACAAAUAUUGAUAAUAAAUUUGAUGUUCAUCAUACUAGUUGUGCUGGUCAUUGUGUUGGUUUACACUAAAAUAUUGUCAUAUUUUAAAUGGGAAUUCAACUUGAUGAAGCGAUUUUUAUUGUUGCUUCCUCAGCAGUCCUUGUUUUUGGACAAUCAAUUGGAUAGGAUAAUUCGACAGAUGGUGGUGAAGGAUGAUUUAACUUGA
Messenger RNA from Paramecium tetraurelia, 5244 nucleotides. RefSeq lists its product as uncharacterized. The transcript is spliced from 3 exons. NCBI's taxonomy places the organism in Eukaryota, Ciliophora, Oligohymenophorea, Peniculida, Parameciidae. The record is from RefSeq and is a predicted model, not a curated record.